AUGGGAUCACGAAGAAAUAAUUCUGAAUCCGAAAAAUUCUGGUUUUGCAUCGGGUUAGGCCCAAGUACAAUUAUCGCGUCUCUUUUAUGGCUGGUGGAAGGUUGUUUGAUGGUGGGCUUGAUGUUGAUGGCAUUUUUCUCUAAUAAUACGAGCAUUUUUGGAGUAUCAAGGUUUACACCGUUCGUCUUGCUUUUGUAUUUCAUAUUCCUUACGGCUCUCAGCAUAUUUGGUCUUAUCUC
This is a messenger RNA of Acaulospora morrowiae, 239 nucleotides long. NCBI's taxonomy places the organism in Eukaryota, Fungi, Glomeromycota, Glomeromycetes, Diversisporales, Acaulosporaceae. The record is from the annotation of a GenBank genome assembly.